UAAAGAAAUAUAUAGUAUGUACAUUCUAUAUGUAUACAUAAACGUAUAUGUUAUAUACUCAUAUAUAUAUAUAUAUACACAUACACACACACACAUAUAUAUAUAUGAGUAUAUAUUUAUACUUACAUAUACAGAUUGCAUGUACAUACCCAUAUACAGAUACACACACACAUACAUAUAAUAUAUAAUAGCCAGUAGGAAAAAAUCUGUACAUUACUAUAUAACGAGAGGAAAAAGCGAAAAUUCUGGUGUAUAGUAAGAAAUGAUAGAUUCGUUAGUUUUAAUUUAUCACGACGAUUAUGACGAUGUUAAAUGAUUAAUAAUUAUUAAUAAACCACUGUAUUUUAUAAUGAUCGCUGUACGAACAUAUUAUUAUUCAACAACUUAAUUAAUUUUAAUUCAUUAAACUUUCAUUAUGAUUAUUGAACUAUUAAAGCAAAAAAAAAAUUGUGUUACAUAAAGUAUGUUUAUCAGUAGUUAUUUUUUUUUUCUCUUUAAGCAGCCGAAAACGAUUCUCUUUUUUUUUCUGUCAUUUUUCAAAUGUUUUUUAAUCGUCGACGUACCAUCGGUCGGUAAGUAGCGUUUUAUCAACAAUUUAUCGACGAAUGAUUAUCAUAUCAUGGUAUCGAUGUAAUUAUAAUCGUUUAUAGAAAUUCUUCUCAUAUUUUCCUGGUUAUCAUACUUGGAUGGAAUAUUUUCAGAGAAAUAUCCUCGUAUUUUUUCGACAAAUUCAAAAUAUUUCGAAUACCAUAAAUACUGAUCUCAAUGAAAGAAAGAGAGAGAGAGAGAGAGAGAGAGACAGAGAGAAGAAGGAUAGUGAUUAAAUAUAGCCUAAAGUAAAUGAUCGAUUGCGAAUAAAUUUAAUCGAGAUAUUAAAAGAGAAAUCUCCAACGAGUAAUAACAUCCAACGAUUGCAUCCGUCUGUGGGACGUAUUUAAGGAAGAAGAAAAAAAAAAAUAAAUAAAUAAAUAAAUAAAAAAAAAAAAAAAUAAACGACAACAUCGAUAAAAAAAUCGAAGAAGGAUGGAAAGAAACGGUAGUUCGGAUUAUUGGCAAAAUUUGAGCUCGUCUAACGUCAGUUAUUACACCGACGACACAAUAAUGUCGAAUUUGAGCGUACAAAUAAUAUUCUGUAUAUUUUACGGUAACAUAUUUAUAUUGGGUGUAUUCGGAAACGUAUUAGUAUGUUACGUAGUAUUACGUAAUCAACAGAUGCAAACCGUUACGAAUCUCUUUAUAACGAAUUUAGCGUUCAGCGAUUUACUUUUGUGCGUAUUGGCAGUACCAUUUACGCCGUUGUAUACAUUUUUAGGUGGUUGGAUAUUCGGUAGGAUGUUGUGCCAUUUGGUACCGUACGCACAGGGUGUUAGCGUUUAUAUAAGUACAUGGACACUAACCAGUAUAGCGAUAGAUCGUUUCCUCGUAAUAUUAUAUCCGUUUCAUCCGCGUAUGAGAAUUGAAAUUUGUUGGACGAUAAUAUUCGGUAUAUGGAUAGUCGCGUUAAUGUUGACCCUACCAUAUGGAUUUUACAUGCAAUUCGUUGAAACAUACACGUAUUGCGAGGAACACUGGCCAAGCGAACCAUUCCGAAAGGUUUUUAGUUCGUUCACAACGAUAUUGCAAUUUCUCGUACCGUGUUUCGUAAUAACACUGUGUUACAUAUGCGUUUGGAUUAAAUUGAAUGACAGGGCAAGGUCAAAGCCCGGUAGCAAAAGUAGCAAACGCGAGGAAACCGAUCGUGAAAGGAAAAAACGUACCAACAGAAUGUUGGUGGCUAUGGUAAUAAUAUUUGGAUUCUCAUGGUUACCAUUGAACAUCGUUAACAUCAUCAAUGACUUUUAUCCACCUGCCAACGAUUGGUCUUAUUACGGACUUUUCUUCUUCAUGACCCAUUGCCUCGCCAUGAGCAGCACCUGUUACAAUCCAUUUCUCUACGCCUGGCUCAACGAUAAUUUUCGCAAGGAAUUCAAACAGGUUCUACCCUGUUUCUCAAGGACGUCGACGAACAAUACACCGCGAUUAACGGAGGGUUGCAGAAGCGAGAAACUCUGCAAUGGAAAUAAUACUGUACAAGAAAGUCUAUUACCUAGUCAAGCAAUCAGGGUCCAGGUGACACAGGGUUGCGAAAUGAUAACCUUGAAUCCAACGACGACGAAUAAUACGAAGGAUCAGGAUCGUCGUUCGAGCACGUCCAAGGAUUUCGAAGAUGCCAUUCUCUAAAAGGAAUCAUAAGCUUCGUUCAACAGCUGUGCUUUUUGAAGUUUGACUUCUUCAACUGAAGAUCACAAUCGAAGAGUGUGGAGAUGACAAAAAAAGAAAAAACGAAAAAGAAAAAGAAGUAGAAGAAAAAGAAAAAGAAGAGGCAAAAAGAAACAAAUCUCCCUAAGGCCUAGCGAAUAUUACCUGGAGAAUAAUUACUGUAAUAAAUAAUCGUUUAAACUCCAUCGUAUUUAAGUCGUAAUUCUUGAAAAUCGUUCUCAAUAAUUAUUAUUCAAAUCUCGUGUCUGUCAUUUGUAAAAUAGAACUCGUGAAAUUUGAUCUUGAAAUAAGUAAAGGUUGGGGAAGGGAGAGGGCGCGUAUCGUCAAAUAAAAGUUCAUAACUAUAAUAAUAAUUUAGGAGACGUAAAAAUAUUAAAGAGGGAAAAAAAGAAAAAGAAAAAGAAAAGAAAAAGGAAAAAAAAAGAAAGAAAAAAAGAAAGACAAAAAAAAAAGAAAAAGAAGAAGAAGAAGAAAAGAAAAAAUACAAUUAUCAAAAAUUCAUCGAGUGUGUGCAGUAUUAACUCGUGUAAUUUUUUGUGUGUACGUGUGUACGUAUGUAUCUGUAUAUGGUAUGUAUUUGUAUAUGUGCGAAUACGUGUGAAUGCAUAAAUGUUCAAUAAUUAAACGGCCUCUCUCUCUCUCUCUCUCUCUCUCUCUCUCUCUCUCUCUCUCU
Vespula pensylvanica (western yellowjacket) is the source of this 2932-nucleotide messenger RNA. RefSeq names its product prolactin-releasing peptide receptor-like. The transcript is spliced from 4 exons. The record is from RefSeq and is a predicted model, not a curated record. Gene Ontology annotation, cellular component: neuron projection; plasma membrane. Gene Ontology annotation, molecular function: neuropeptide binding; neuropeptide Y receptor activity. Bases 1024 to 2220 code for a protein of 398 amino acids. NCBI's taxonomy places the organism in Eukaryota, Metazoa, Arthropoda, Insecta, Hymenoptera, Vespidae. Gene Ontology annotation, biological process: G protein-coupled receptor signaling pathway.